UUUCCCUGCUGCAUCCAGACACCACGGCGGGCCGAGAGGGACGUGCCUGGGGCUCCGGGCCAGGAGACGCGCCCGGGCAGCGCUGCCCCGCCGCAAACCCGCUCCAUGGAAAUCCGUGCAACAGCUCGGCUUGCUGCUGCCCUGCCGGCUCUGCUCCCGCGGGUCUGAGCGGCCGGUGGCCCGGGGGGAGGGGCUGCUUUGGUGUCCCGUGAGGUGCCCCAGCGCUGUCAGCACCGCGCACCCGGCCCCGCAGCUCUUCCCAGGACCCAGCCUGGCUUUACGAGCCAGGCACUGAACACGGUUCGCCGGGCUAGCGGGAGCCGCGGCUCCUCCUGCUCUGGGCUGCAGCGGGAGCUGUACGUGCUUCCCCGGAGCCUUUGUGGUGCCCGCUCGCGGGGCUCGCACUGCCCUGCUCCUCCUCCCUUGCGAGCGGGGCUAGUGACCGCGCUGUCCUGCCUGUUUCCCUCUCGAUACUCACUUUGAAAUCGUAUCCCGUAGGUGCUGGGUGGGUGCCUGCUUAACAGGUAUGAUGUCAAGUAUGAUGCUGAUGCUCCAGUGACUAAGCCAGCCUCUUCUGGCGCAGACUCCGUCAUCCUAUCUGUGCUUCGAGCUCGGGGUUUCAGAGGAGGGCAUCUCAUAAUCAGGUCACAUUCCACGGAGGAUCCACCAUCCGUCUCUCCCUAAAUCGCGAGACCAGAGAGGGAAGAAGACAAAUAAUCGCUUUGCGAGAGGUGGAGAAAAAAAGACCAAGAUCAAAGAUGAGAGCCCCAGGCUGUUGUCUGGUGUUGCUGUUGGCUAUCGCCUUGGCGGAAGGGGACAGCAAAGGGGGUAAAGACGGAGACCAUCCAGGCAAUUUUAUGGAGGACGAGCAAUGGCUGUCUUCCAUUUCUCAAUACAGCGGCAAGAUCAAACACUGGAACCGCUUCCGAGACGAGGUGGAGGAUGACUAUAUCAAGAGCUGGGAAGAUAAUCAGCCAGUUGAUGAAGCUUUGGACACAACCAAGGACCCCUGCCAGAAAGUGAAGUGUAGCCGGCACAAAGUUUGCAUUGCCCAGGGCUACCAGAGGGCUAUGUGUAUUAGCCGCAAAAAGUUAGAGCACAGAAUCAAGCAGCCUGCCCUGAAACACCAUGGAAACAAAGAAAGCUUUUGCAAACCAUGUCACAUGACCCAGCUUACAUCUGUCUGCGGCUCUGAUGGACACACUUACAACUCUGUGUGCAAACUGGAGCAGCAAGCCUGCCUGACCAGCAAGCAGCUGGCAGUGAAGUGUGAGGGCCAGUGCCCCUGUCCGACCGAGCAUGGCCCCACCUCAACUACAGAUGUCAAACAAGAGACUUGUACCGGGCAGGACUUAGCAGACCUGGGAGACCGUCUGCGGGACUGGUUCCAGCUCCUACAUGAGAACUCCAAGCAGAACAGUUCGGGAAACCCAGGGGCUAAUCCAGUGAAUGGUACGGAAACUGCAGUGCUGGACAAGAGCCUGGUGGCCAGUUGCAAGGAUUCCAUUGGCUGGAUGUUUUCCAAGCUGGACACAAACAAUGACCUUUUCCUGGACCAGACAGAGCUCGCAGCUAUCAACCUAGACAAGUAUGAGAUUUGCAUCCGGCCCUUCUUCAACUCCUGUGACACCUAUAAGGACGGCCACGUCUCCACUGCCGAAUGGUGCUUCUGUUUCUGGAGAGAAAAGCCCCCCUGUCUCGUGGAGCUGGAAAGGAUCCAGAUCCAAGAAGCAGCAAAAAAGAAACCUGGUAUUUUCAUUCCAAGCUGUGAUGAGGAUGGAUACUACAGGAAGAUGCAGUGUGACCAGAGCAGUGGGGAGUGCUGGUGUGUUGACCAGCUUGGCAUGGAGCUGACAGGAACACGGAUACGUGGAAACCCAGAUUGUGAUGACAUAGUUGGGUUCUCGGGGGAUUUUGGGAGUGGCGUUGGAUGGGAGGAUGAGGAAGAGAAAGAGACUGAGGAAGCUGGAGAAGAGGCUGAAGAAGAGGAGGGAGAGGCAGACGAUGGAGGCUACAUAUGGUAGAAGCGGAGAAGAGCACAGUUUGGUCGGGAUGCUGGCAGCAAGGUGUGACAGCAGGCAAACUCGAAGGACAUGAGCAGCUUAAUGAGAUGAUCAGGAAACACAGUUGAAUGUAACUUAUAUAGCAGAAAAAGUGUGUGUGCGCAUGUAUGUGUGUGUGGAUGCUUGGGGUGCUAUUUACAAUGCCCCAGGGACACCCUGCGUUCUCCCAAUACAGCUGAAAACACCACUGUAGCAAAGCAAAAGCAGUCUGCAGUGUUGGUUCAGUUGGGGUUUUUUGUUCCACUUUCAGGUCUGUACUGAUAAAUAUUUCAGCCCAUGGGCACAUACCCCCUAGUGUGCACAUGCUCACACAUACCCAUACCCAUAUUCACAGCCAUGAGUAAAAAACACCCACCAGUAAUUAAUACCUUGUUAUAGAAAUCUGGCUGCUGAACUAGCUCACCAUUGACUUUAGCAGUUGCACACUGCAAACACCUUGGAAAAUCACAGGAGCAUUUCCCAGUCUGCACUGUAGCACAGGCACUGCCAUGGUUUGAAUGACAGGCUGUUCCAGUGUGCAGUCCUUCACUCGCCUAAAGUUUAGGUGAAGAAUUGUACUGCCACAGUCCAAAUGCAGGGCUGUACCCAGUGUGGGUGAGACAGAAUUGUCCUUGGGCCUGUUUGAGAUUUCUGUUUCUUGGGGAAAAUUAACCUAUAAGGAUAUUGCAUCUUGCUGUUGAAAGCAGUGCUCUAGUGGUAGGUCAAUGACUGUUGGGCACCUGUGACUUGCUCAGCUACCUUAAAACCAAAAGGGGUAUUGAAGCUUUUUGCCAAACAGAUUGGUCAUGAAUUAAUUCUGCAUCUUCUAGUGGCACAGAAAAGGGGAUCAGACACUUAGACUUGCAGACCAUUUUAAUCAUGGAGUAAAGUUUUGAUCAAUGAUUUUAAUAACCUUUUUGACCUUGCAUGAUGGAAAAAACAAACUGCAUUGACAGGCUCAUUACAAUAAGAGCCCAAGAAAACCUGUUCUGUACCCACUUUUUUCCCAUCCAUCCCCUGAUGUCCAGUGCCAGCUUCUGGUAGUCAGAGGUUUAGGGACACUCAGAGCUUGGGGGUGUGUCCUUGACCAUCUUGGCUAAGAGCCAAUAAUGGUCUUAGAGAAAGCAUACCUUGCAGCUGGUACACGCGGGACAAAGCAUGACCUAACAGGCUCAGAUAAGCACAUGCUGUCCUAUGCAAACCCAAAAGCUUGGCUGGAACCUGACUCAGACUGGUAGUGCCCAAAAGCCAUUGCUAUAUGAUACUCAUUAAUGGGGCUAGGUGAAAUAUAUUGGUGGUGUCAGGUCCAUUUAUUCGGGAUUGAGCGGGGAGGGGAAGAGGAGGGUUCAAUGACAGUGUGUGAUCACAUAGAUUGCAGCUUUGUCUUGUCCAAAGUAUUGAUUAGAAUUUUGUGUGUGUGUGUAAGCGAGAUGUGUUGUGGGCUUCAGAAAACUCCUUCCAGUGUUCUACACUUUGCAAAGCUGGGAGCUGCUCAGACCAGUAAAACUGGCUAUAAGGCUGCCCAUUCAGCUUCUUGAAACCAUGGAGUAAUUGCAGCCACAAUUUCCAUUAUCAGUACUAGAAAGCCUCCAUGUUGCAGAAGAUGAGUUGAAGGACUAGUGGCAACAUCGCUCCAGUUCGCAUCUUUCCCUGUUCGUGGGAGUAUUCUGCCACCUUCACCCUGCCAGAAAAGGGAAACAAAGUCUGAAAAGUCAGUUUCUUUGUAAGAUGUAGAACACUUUCCUUCUGCUCCAGGAGACAAUGCACUUAUUGAAUAUGAACAAUGCACGUACCAGUGUUUUUUGUCAUUGCUCUCUCUGGAAAGCACCUAGUUUCUUUCUAUUCAGUUUGUGUGCCCAUCACAGGGUUGGGCUGAGGUAUUUUUGGUUGCUUUUGAAUGUUCUGUUAGUCACUGGACAAUUGAGACGCUCUGAUGAGCUGGAAAAGCCAAUGCUUUAGGUUUUAAUACAGAAGAACCAGUUCCCCAAGAACAUGUAUUUAAAGGCAGGAAGAGUAGGUUAGUGGGGCAUAGGAAGCAACUUGGUGAGGAGCAUGGGGAUACAGUGCAACUGAAGAUGAAGACAGACCUGAAAAUGACAUUCCUUCAGUGAAAGAAAAGCCAUCUCUCCACUCGCAGACCAGCCACCUACCCCCUAUUUUCAGUGCAGCCUCCAUGAUCGCAAACUGGGUGUCUGCUCUUGACUUAAGAAGGUUGGGGGGCUUUUUUUGAUGGAGAUACUUAUAGCACGCACGCGCGCACACACACACACACACAGCUUAAUCCUAUUCCCAUGACAUCAUUGUAAAUUUUGCCAGGGACUUAACUGGAAGCUGGAUUAGACCCAAGCUAUGUUAAUUUCAGUUUGAUGGACUGGCCCCCAGCAAUCAGAUGUGUGGCCCUGUGGGCAUAUAGGCAUGUGCCUUGAAAGCCUGUGCAUGUGUGUGCAGUGUAAACAUGCCCCAGUGCAGUGAGAGAGUGUGGGGUAAAACAGCAGCAGCCAGCUUGGCUUACGUUGGGUAUUCCAGAUCUUAUGUGACAUUAGGUCUAAAAGGCUGAACCAGAAGCUCAAUUUGCUACAGCAUAUUCUUAAAAAAAAAUUUUUUUAAAUCUAAAAUCCCAGUAAACCCAAGUAACGUGCUUGCAAUGAUCCCAUAUUAGAAAACACUGUUAUGUAGCCAGCUGUGAUGAUAAAUGCACCUUGCUGUGCGGAACGCUUUACAUUUCCUUCCACCCAAUCUCUCUCUAAUAAAUACACACAGACAGCUUAUCCCCCUUUAUUCAGCUAUUUCUCCUGAUCUUCUGAGGAAAGAAUAAUUGACCAUGACCGACGAGGGGACACUGUAGUUGAAUGUGCCACUCCCGAAAGGGAUGACCUUCUCAGUCAGUGCGCUACUUGAACUGUUCUGUUUUUCUUAGCGUUUGUGUUUUGUAUUGGAUUUUUUUCAGCAUCACCUCACAAGGCAUAACACACACUUGACCUUUCAUUCAAAAAGCUCACUUUUACAUCCCACCUGUUGUCACUGCCUUUUGGGGCUGUUCUGGUCUCUUUUGUUUGCUUCAUGCCUGCUUGUCUCUCGUACUGGAUUUGCUUCCAGUUGUGCAUGUUUAAUAACCUGUAAAUAUGUUUUUGAAUCAAAGAAGCAAUUUUCUAAUCCCGAUGCGCUCUAGCCAUGUAGAGCCCCUCCUUCCCCUGAGAUGGUGGAGCUUGCCUCUGAGUUUUGGACAGUUAUUGAGGCACUGGUGUCCUUCAACCAGGCUCAAGGCUGCAGUGGUUGUGCUAGGAUUCAGUUCAGCAGUGAAAAGCUCCACUGGAGGUGUUUGCCUCCGCUAAGAGGCCUAUGUUGCUGCAGAGGUCAGCGCAUCCAAAAUAUAAACAAAGGAACAAACACACAAAUCAUUUGUAGCCCUUUGCUUUCCAGAGCUCUACCUCCCUGCUAAUGUGUACACAAGGUAUUAACAACAGGCAUGCCCUCCCUGCUGUAUUUACAACCAGGAAAAAUUACAACAACCUGUGUGUUCAGAUUCUUGUUUAAUUGACACCACCACCAUUCCCAUAGGAAUCAGCUGUGAUAUCAUUUAGCAAGCAGCUUGACCAUCACACCUGCCCACAUAGUAAGCAGUUGUGCUAGCACAUGUGUCAUUGGCAGGAGGGGAGUUAGCAGAGGAAAUGUCUAGCUACACUUGUUAAUGUUUUGUUUUUUCUUAAGACUGAACUAAGCCAUUGGAAUAUCCAUGACUGGCCUUCUGAGCCUGUGGCUAGUGCUCUUCACUGCUGUGCAGGAGACCUAGCUUCCAUUCCUGGUCCUGGUUCUCAGCCCCAGAGAUGGCAGGGGCUAGGAGGGCACUGGAAGAACCAGGCUCAGACUCUGAGCAGAAGAGGAAGGGCCUUGCACUGCACUGCAGCACACACCCUCUUCCCCCCUGGAAAAGUAGGAAUGGGAUAGCUGGACAUGGAAAAGAGUCUUAGCCUUCUGGUCAAGGUAAAUAGAAUGAGAGGUGGGAUCUCGGACGAUGCAAAGUGGGCAGAUGGAAUCCUAAGGCACGUAGAGGGCACUGGCUCAGCUGUAGGCUUUUCAAGUGUGGCUGAUCAUUCUCUGUGUUUUCGCAUUCAAGCUUCCUGUGGAUCUUUCCAUACACUUCUCUUUUACUAUGGAACUGGCCUGUCUCUACAAAAUGUAGUGCCAUGGCUUUAAACCUUUUAUCCAUCUCUUUCGCUCUUCUCCUCCAAACUGGCGUUUAGCUCACUGGCGCUUGAGAGCUAUGUAUAUUAAAACCACUAAUAGAUAAGUAUUUUGAAGGUGUUCAAAACAUGUUCAUUUUGUUUUUUAAUUAUAUGCUUAAUGAAAGAAACUGACUAACAAAGUUCAGAGAGGAACAACAGCGUCUAGCCUGAAAUAUAUUAAAAUGUCUUAUGUGCAAUAACUUUGAACUUAGAGUUAAGAAUCGUGUUCAAGUGCUUGGAUUUCAGUUUGUAUAUUUAAGUGCUGAAAUUGUAUCUCUCAGUAAUUUUAGAUGUUAAUCCAAACCAAGUGUUAGAAUGUAUGUGUGCAUUUGAUGGGCACUAGCGCACCAAGCAUUUCAAUUCUUAGGGCCCCCUUUCCCCAGCUGUUACACUCCUGUCCUGCUUCACAAGGCCGCCAGGGAAAGCUGUUUCACAUUGUCUGUCUCUGCCUGGUACUUAACCUAAGGAAACAAGUACACACGCCAAGAAAUGAAAUCGUUAUUUUUUAAAAAAUAAAUAAAAAUUUAUAAACACUCUCUUUCCCCUCCUA
Molecule: messenger RNA, 6815 nt
Organism: Chelonoidis abingdonii (Abingdon island giant tortoise)
Lineage: Eukaryota; Metazoa; Chordata; Testudines; Testudinidae
Source: RefSeq, a predicted model, not a curated record